UACGCCUGCGAAACACAUUCCUAAGUAGUCUAUUGCGCUCCCACUAACGUUUUAUUAAUGGUAUUCGAAAUAUGUCUGUCUCUGUCACAUGAAGUGUGUAUUUAUUAAAACUCGUCUGUGGGUGUGAAGCUGAGCCGUGAAGUGAAACGAAUUUCCGGCCCGCAUUUUAAAGAUUUAUGAGUGAAAAUAACAUAAAACUAGUGUUAAAACCCAAAAAGUGCAGUGUACUGAAGAUUUGGAACAAGUAACUUCGAAAUUCAUUAACGUGUCAUUAAUUUAAUUAACAUUCCCUCACAUAAACAGCUGUAGUUGUGUGCUUACUCGAUUCACUUGUUGCACUUAUCGUACUUUCAAAAACUUUAUUCCAUUGAAUAAUAUACCCGUUUUCGUGAGAAUGGUAAUCUGUUAUCUUAAAUUGAGUCGAUCUAGAGUUGAAAAACAGUUUAUGUUAUCUAAUUAACCGUUAUAACAGUGAUACGGGAUCGUGGGAGCGUGUGUUUUCGUUUUCCGUUUAUACGUUACGAUGCACCUGCAGUGCAGAUAUUAUGUCGAUUGCUGCAACGCACCGAGUGAACAAUCGUGACACGGUUGAACGACUAAAUAAUGAAAAUCCUGUUCGUUACCCAUGCUUGUUGUGUUACGAGACAGGUGGAACGCGAUCGUACAAGUCUGUGAGGAGUCAUCAAGAUCCAAAAAUGAGUCAUAAGUGUUGAUUGGAAUGCAGAUUUUGUUUUGUUUUUAUUUGUGCCGAAUGCGUCACUAGUAAAAUAAAUACUGGCUGAAUGCAGGCAAGAUUAAAAAAAAAGAUAUUAAAAAGUUUACUCAGGCAAUUUAUGGUAUUUUGCCUUGCCAAAAAAUGAAGUGGUAUUUUUGAUAUUUCACAAGAAAAAACAGUCCUUUAUCAAUGGAUUCAGACAGGCUGUCUUCAGCAAAUAUUUCAACACACAGUUCAGGGACAGCGGGCACAGUUGGAGGAUCUGUGGUGGGAGUCAGACCUGGUGAGGCGGGGCUUAAAAGAGAAGAUGAGGAUGAAUAUAACUUGGGACCUUUGCCUCCGAUGUGGGAGAAGGCAUUUACACCUUCAGGGGAGGCGUAUUUUAUAGAUCACAAUACCGGCACCUCUCACUGGCUCGACCCUAGACUUGCUCGGGUCCGGAAACACUCGCUAGGAGAAUGCGGAGAAGACGAACUGCCAUACGGGUGGGAGAGGGUCACGGACGAGAGAUAUGGCUCGUACUAUGUGGACCAUAUCAACAGGCGGACGCAGUAUGAGAACCCGGUGCUCCAGGCUAGGAGGUUAAGAGCAGAGAAAAUAGGCCCAGAAAAUGGAAAUGGCGGCCCGCCAAACGGAUCAAGUUCUUCCGGAGAGCUGCGGGGCGAGAGGUUCGCUCUCACCCUUACGAAAAGCACACAGGGUCUAGGCUUCACAUUGAUUGGCGCAGAAGGCCUGCCAGAAACGGAAGGAUAUCUACAGAUACGCAGUAUCGUGCCUAACAGUCCGGCAUGGAUUGAUGGAGCCCUGCGGCCUGGAGACGUCCUCGUCGGAGUUGGAGGCCGAGGCGUGCGAGGCCUGUCGCACGCGCAGGUGGCGCAGAUGUUCCAGAACAUCGCUCCCGGCUCCAGCGUGGCGCUACAUCUUGUCAGAGGGUAUCCUCUCUCCUUCGACUCUGAAGACCCCAACACCAGGGUACUCAGCACCCUAGCCGUAGACGCCACCACCCCGGCUUCUUCCGAUGCUGUGGCCAUGCAACAACUGACGAGGGCAUUAAGAACAAGGUUCAACUUGGAUUCUCCGUCGAAUACCAGCUGUGGGCGCGACGAGGCGGACACAGCCACCCCUAGUCCGGGGCAGAGGAGGUUGAUGUCUCGUUCCUUCGACCUCGACGCUAUGAGCGAUCAGCGCGACCAGGGCCAAGCACAAGGUAUACACAUAAUGUUACGGGAUACAACGACCCCUAGUCUACUGAGCGUUAGUGCCUUGUCUGGGGGCGGGCUGGGCCUGGGCCGCGAGUUGGUGCUGCGGCUGCGGCGCGGCGCCGCGGGGUUCGGGUUCACCGUCGCCGACAGCGUGCACGGACAGAAGGUCAAAAAGGUGUUGGACCGGUCACGGUGUUCCGGCGCGGGGCUCCGCGAGGGGGACUUACUGCUGCAGAUCGGGGACACCGACGUGCGACACGCGCCGCACCAGCGGGUCGUGCAGGUCCUGAAGGACUGCCCCGCCAUGCACGAGACUACGAUCCGAGUGUGGCGGCGGAACAAUGCUACUGCUAGAGCCCCUCGCAGUCGCUCGGCUACUCGAGUCCCUCCUGCGAACACGACAGCAACCAACAGCCAGCUCGGCAGAAGCAAGACCCCCACGGCCGAGCAGCUGAGGUCGCCUGCCCUGCACACACCAGACUCGCUGAGGGACAGGCUCGAUGCCAUGAACUCUGUGGAUGCAACAUACGCAGUGCCGGAGCACAAGCAACGGGAGAGUCUCAUAGAGCGGCGGCGCCGGAGCAGCACCCCGGGGACGCGGCUCACGCUGCCCGCGCAGCCCUACAAUGAUCAGUGGCAGCAAGAACGAGAAACGUGGGUGGACAACUCCAACAACAUUCGAAACUGGGCCGAGAACUCACAGAAAUGGGACGAUAACGCCCAAAAGUGGGAAGGAAACGGGCAAAAAUGGGAACAGAAUGGCCAAAAAUGGGAACAGAACGGGCAGAAAUGGGAGCAGAACGGGCAGAAAUGGGAGAAUGGGAACGGAUGGGAGAACGGGGAGAGAUGGAACGGGAAUUGGGGGGAGGUGCCAACGCCGACCGUCCAUGUGGAUAUGAAUGCGGCGUACUGGAGAGGGAACGCUAGUGUCGCGGAUAGCAGUGAUAAUGGAGGUUUUCCAGAAGAUGGCAUGCUGCAUUCGCCAACCACAGCCGCGCUGGGCGCGCUGCCUCACGCCCAGUCACCUUCUACCAGUCGAAUGAGGCCGCGCUCGCCUUCCAAUUCCACAGGUCGUAUGAGAAGCCAGUCCCCCAGCAAUACCAGCGCCUCCGAACGACUCUUAGGCGCCACGCCUACUGCGAGACUACACAGCCGCUCACCGUCUAACAAUUCACCAUCAAGAAGCAAAGACAGUAUGAGAAUGCGAGAAAACUCCCCGCCCCGACAUAUGCACUCUCCCGUGUCUCGAAGAUCGCCAUCUUGUUACGAUAACGACUCGAUAGCGCAACAAAAUGCCGUCUACGUCGGCAACUACCCACAGGUUGAGGCAGGCGGAGCGGCGGACCCGGAGGCGGACGUCCUGGUCCGAUUGGCUCGAGGAGCGGCCGGUUUCGGCUUCCGUAUCGUCGGAGGCACUGAAGACGGCAGCCGUGUCGCCGUCGGUUAUGUCGUCCCGGGCGGUCCGGCGGACGGUCUGCUGCGGCCGGGCGACCUGCUGACGUCGGCGGACGGCGUGUCGCUGGCCGGCGCCGCGCACGCCGCCGCCGUCGCCCGCGUGUGCCAGGCCGCCGCCCGAGGACACGUAACGCUAGGCGUGCGGCACAACCGAGCCGACAUACAAUCCUUGGGGUUACCGACUAUGCCUACUCAACAUCAGCCCUUACUUACGUCGGAGGCGGCGCUGCACGCGCACGCGCACGCGCACGCGCAGCCCGGCGCCUACAGCAUCCUGCACCCCGCGCCCCUCUACCCGCCGCAGCCCCCGCCCGGACCCAUGUAUGGAGUGCAAUACGACACGGCGACGGGUGGCUGGUCGUCGGUGCCCUAUGACGUCACGGUGACGAGGAAUGAGGGCGAAGGCUUCGGGUUCGUCGUCAUUUCCUCCACCAACAAGGCCACCAGCACUAUUGGCCAACUGAUCCCGAACUCGCCUGCUGCCCGCUGCGGCCUGCUUCACGUAGGUGACACCAUCGUAGCCAUCAACCAUACGCCUGUCCGCAACCUGCCACAUCCCGAGGUUGUCGCACUGAUUAAACACUCGCAUCGAGCGGUAACACUCACUGUUCUACCACCACAACAUACGCCACCGUAAAUGUACAAUUGUGGGGCGUUGCUCCCUAGGAGGAUACCAUCGUGGCUUUUAAUCACACGCCAGUCCGCAAUCUGCU
Cydia amplana is the source of this 4085-nucleotide messenger RNA. RefSeq lists its product as uncharacterized. Gene Ontology annotation, cellular component: cytoplasm. The record is from RefSeq and is a predicted model, not a curated record. Gene Ontology annotation, biological process: signal transduction. Gene Ontology annotation, molecular function: protein binding. The transcript is spliced from 22 exons. NCBI's taxonomy places the organism in Eukaryota, Metazoa, Arthropoda, Insecta, Lepidoptera, Tortricidae. The coding region runs from base 905 to 4009 and encodes 1034 amino acids.